This is a messenger RNA of Aspergillus japonicus CBS 114.51, 275 nucleotides long. RefSeq lists its product as uncharacterized. Lineage: Eukaryota; Fungi; Ascomycota; Eurotiomycetes; Eurotiales; Aspergillaceae. The transcript has 2 exons. The record is from RefSeq and is a predicted model, not a curated record. Bases 19 to 237 code for a protein of 72 amino acids.
CCUGUGUCUACCUAUAGAAUGCAAAGGCUGUCCGUGUUCUGUUACAGAUUCUCCGCACAGAGCAGCGGAUGGUCAGUCACCUUUCUGCUAUUCGAGACGACUUCUACUACGUACCAGAAAACUAAGUGCCCAUCGAAAGAUAGAUUCCGGGUUAUCUUUGGUCGUCGGCUAGGCAGCUGGACCACGCAUAGGUCACAAAACGAUCAGUCUUCCAGGCGAACGCCACGAGCUAUGUAGGGACGAACUGUUGAAGCGAACUUUGGUCGAUGAAUAUA